Molecule: messenger RNA, 2874 nt
Organism: Trypanosoma grayi
Lineage: Eukaryota; Euglenozoa; Kinetoplastea; Trypanosomatida; Trypanosomatidae
Product: Trypanosoma vivax
Exons: 1
Coding region: 1-2874 (957 amino acids)
Cellular component (GO): cytoskeleton
Source: RefSeq, a predicted model, not a curated record
AUGCAGCAGGAGGGGAAGCAGGACGUGAGCGGGGGCCGCAAGUCCCCUGAUGUGCUGCCGCUAAGCGUAGUUGCCCUCGACAGCAUCGAGCACCAAUACGUUGAGGUGCUGAAGGAACUCGCGAUGGAACCGCAUUUGGAGCCGUUCAAGGAUGAGUACGAAAAGAUCCACCGCCUCCUGCGCAAGAGCAACGACGGCGAAAAGAGGCUGUUACAGAAGAUCAAGGAACUGCAGCAAGACCUCGCCAGCCACGGCACAAAGGUGGAGGCGGCACUGAAGCUGUCACAGCAGGACGAGGAGGUCAUAGCGGCAUUGCGCAAGGAGAUUGAGCGGGCGUGGACACUAGCCGACAGCGCCCACUCACACGAGAAGGAAAGCCGCGAGCACAUUCAGCUUCUGCGCAAACAGGUCUCCGAGCUUGACGCACUGGUCGACAAGAGCACACGCAAUACGAUGGGGCAGGAGUCGUACCUGCGCGAACUGAUUGUCGCGAAGAAGGAGUUGGAGAAUGAGCGUGUGGUGGCGCAAGGGAAGGUGGCGCGCCUCCUUGACACGCGUGAUGUGAUGCGGAAGAGCCUACAAAAGGUACAGAGCGACAACGAGGCGGCGCGGCGGCAGCUGGAGAAUGGUUUGUCGAGUUACCAGACGCUGCUGCGCAACCUCGCGGAGGUUCAGCGUGAGCGCGAGAGCCUCGAGCAGCAGGUGCGGGAGUGCCGCGCGACGACAGACCAGCACAUGGUGGAUAUGGAGGAGCGUAAAGCCGCGACGGAGAAGCUCUCCAUCGAAGAGGCGCGGCUCAAGACACUUGCUGUUGAAGAGCGCGAAACUGUCGCACAGAUGGUGAAGCAGCUGGAGGAGCAGCAGCGCCGUUUCAAGACGGAGGCUGACCGCCUCGCCGUUGUAGAGGCGCAGAACGCGGAGGUGAAGGUGGAAAUACCCAAGCUCAAAAUGACGCUGAAGGAACGGCUUGCAGAGGUGUCGCGGCUCGCCGCCGGCCUGCGCAAAGUGCGCAAGAGCGCUGAAGCGCAGCAGUCGGAGAUGCGGAAACAGCUGCAGACACGCAACGCUCUCGUUGCACAGACGGAGCAGUUACACGACGCCAUUGAGGAGCGGCUGCAAGCACUCGGUGUGGAAGAGGAGGCGCUUCACGCGGAGGAGGUGCGCCUCAAGCAGGCGAUACCGCAGAAGACGCAACUCAUCACGGACAACUCUCGCACAGAAAACGAGCGUGUUGCGAUGGAGGGUCACCGGGUGGUGGAGGAGGGGAAGCGGCACAACUUGGCGCAGCAGCUCGACCAGCUCCUGCGGGAGAAUGAGACGCUGCGCAAGACCGUCUUCUCGCUGGAGCAGGGACAGACGAAGGUGCUCGACCACGGGCAGCACGUGGCGCUGCAGUAUCACCAAACACUGGAGCAGACACGGAAGCAGAACGAUCGGGCACGGUCUCUACAGGGGCAACUCGCUGAAAAUGAAAAGCGUUUAAAGACGCAGCAGGAUCUGCUCGACAGAGUAUCCGCUGACUGCGCGCGCACGGAGAAACAGCUGAAGGAGAGCGAGCUGGAGUGCGCCUCGUUGAAGGAACGCUAUCACACGAACGAUGAGGAUAUACAGCUGCUCAAGAUGCAACUCAUUGCGAAGGAAGGGGCGCUCUGCAAACUGCACAUGGUGCGGCGGCAGCUGCAGCGCGACAUCGCCAACGCGGAGCAGCGGGCGAGCCACUUGAAGGACGAUGGCCUCAACGCCAAAUCCCGCCGCGAGGCCCUAGAGAGUGAGGCACAGCAGCUGGCGCACCUUAUCGCCGAGUGCGACGCGGAGAAGUCCAAGUAUCAAUCUAAGUUCGCAGCACUUGUGAAUGAACGUAACGUGCUGGCUGCGCAGCUGAUCCGCCGCAACGACGAGCUUCGGCUGCUCUAUAGCAAGAUACGCCUGCAGGAGUGUAGCCUCGAGAAGAGUGCCAUUGACUACGACAGGCGCGUGCAGACUGUCAUCGCCACGCGCAACGAACUUGCGGAGCUUCGGUUACGUUGCCGUAUUGCACUCGUGCGUCUCCGUUACACGGAGAAGUUGCAUCGCCGCAAACAGACGAUCGAGCGUGACCUCUUCACGGAGCGGCAGCGCUGUCGCGCGCUUGUAGAUGAGCUGCAGCGCCCGGUGCACGUGCACCGUUGGCGCCGCCUCGAGGGCAAUGCACCGGAGGUGCUCGACGGCAUCUACAAGACGCAGACAUUGGAGCGACAGAUCUUGCAGAAGCACGACACACUCGUCGAGAAGACAAAGCAGCUUGCCUCCCGUACCGCGGAGUAUGACGCCAUUCGGCGAAAACUCGCGUGCCUGCCAGGGCCGGAAGUGGCGGAAGAGCUGAGUCUCUACAACGAGAACCUUUCACGCCGGUGCGAGCAGAUCAAUGGCAUGGACACCGAGCUGCGGGAGGUUGAACAGCACGCGGACGUUGUCGCAGAAGAGGUGAAGCAGCUCUCCCUUGAGCUCGGCGAUGUGAAGCGGCGCUAUUUUGAAGCGAAGCACAAGAACGACUUGCUACGUCGAGAGCAGGCGGCGUUCCGCGCAACGUGGGGCGGAUCAUCUACGGUUGCAAACAUCGCCCUUGCGGCGGCAUCUGCACGUCAGCAGGAGCAGCUGCUUGGCAGGGAUGGUAGUGGUAGCAGCGGCCAGCAGGAGGCCUGGGGGCCACGGGCGGGCGGUGGGCAGCGGCCGUUUCUGUGGUAUACGCGGGCACAGAAGCGCCGUGAGAAAAUGCGGCAGGAGGCGCGUCUCGUGGAGGCGCUCUCCACCGGCGCACCGGCACCGAACUAUCCGCUGCAGUACGGCGCACAACAGAGGCAUUUCGUCGGCGGCGGCUUUGCUUUCACACGGUGA